UUAGUAACAGGUAAAACGACGCGUUUGAAGCUGAGAAGAGCAUCAAAUUCUUUUCCCGUCCUCUUGUUCAUUUCAGAAUUUCUCACACAUACACAGUAAGUUAGGGUUUAAGAAUUUCAUUUUUCUGUUCAUCUCUUCACUCACAUAGACAGUGAUUUCUCCUCGGUUUCCUUUCCCUGAUUCGAGAAUCCGACAGCAUUAUCCGACACGUGGCAAUGGCUUACGUAGAUGAUGAUGCUUCUUCUGGCUCUGGAGAUGAUGUGAACUUGUUGGAUGGACACAAGCGUCAGGCUGGCAUGCCAUCGAAUUCUUGCGGUGUCCGCAAGAGAGGCCGGAAAGCUACUGGGGCUGCUAUAGUUGAUGCUAUGCUGGAGAUAGCGUCUGCUUCGAAGAUGAGGGCAAGUGCAAUCGUGAAGAAUGAGGAAAGAUUCUCUAUAAACAAGUGCAUCAAAGUGUUGGAUGAGAUGCAAGAUACACCAAUCAGCAUGGAUGACAUUGACCUAGAAUUGGAUGAGAUGGAACUAGUUGCUGCUGCUGCUGGAUACCAUUACUAUAGCUGUCUGACCAAACAACCUGCCCGUGGUUUAUCACCUAGGAGAUGCGAAUUUAUGACAGAAGUGCUGAAUGGGCAUGGUGACUUUUGUCGGGAAAUGUUGCGUAUGGACAAGCAUGUAUUUCACAAGUUGUGUGACAUUCUCCGACAGAGAGCCAUGUUGCGUGAUACUGCUGGCGUAAUGAUAGAGGAGCAGCUAGCAAUUUUUUUAAACGUUAUUGGUCAUAAUGAGCGCAAUAGAGUGAUUCAAGAGAGGUUUCAACACUCUGGUGAAACCAUUAGCCGUCAUUUUAACAAUGUAUUAAAGGCUAUUAAAUCAUUGUCACGUGAAGUUUUGCAACCUCCUCAGCUCAAGACACCUCCAGAAAUUCUCAACAAUGCUAGAUUUUAUCCAUAUUUCAAGGAUUGUAUAGGAGUAAUUGAUGGUAUGAACAUUCCGGCUCAUGUUCCAGCCAAAGAUCAAUCUCGGUUCCGCAAUAAGAAAGGUAUCCUAUCUCAAAAUGUGCUGGCAGCAUGCACAUUUGACCUGCAGUUUAUAUUUGUUUAUCCUGGUUGGGAAGGUUCUGUCACCGACUCACGAGUGUUAAGGGCAGUCCUUGAUAACCCAGAUCAGAAUUUCCCUCAAAUACCUCAAGGAAAGUAUUACCUUGUUGACAAGGGAUAUUUAAAUACAGAAGGGUUUAUUGCUCCUUACCAAGGGGUUCGGUACCAGCAUUAUGAGUUUAGAGGCGCUAAUCAAUUACCAAGAAACGCAAAAGAGCUGUUCAAUCACAGGCAUUGUUUUCUGAGGAAUGCUAUCCUGAGGUCAUUUAAUGUGUUGAAAACUAGAUUUCCAAUCCUGAAACUUGCUCCUCAGUAUUCCUUUCAGAUUCAGCGCGAUAUAGUCAUAGCUGGAUGUGUUUUGCACAAUUUCAUCCGCCGUGAAGAAAGAAAUGACUGGAUAUUCAAUAGUGUUGGGGGCUCUCCAGUAGAGGAAAUUUCAGAUAUUGAUGAACUUCCCGAUGUGCCGAUGCUAUCUUCAAUACAAGAACAACUUGCAUUCUCAUCGAGGGAUUCAAUUGCUUCAUCUAUGUGGGAUGACUUCUUAACUAAAUGGGAUGAGUGGUGACUCUUGGCUGAAGAAGUGUCAUAGCUUGGUGACUCAAUAUGUAGGUUUGUUGAAGAGGGCGAUGGGACUUCAAUCUUCUAUCCGGAUGGAACUGAUGACCACCUUAAUAUGUGAUUUGAUUUGAUGUUUUGGUCAAUGCUCAAUAUUUUGGUGAGUAACUUAAAAACUUUGUAUAGGCUGUGUAUAUCUUUGUCAAAUAAUAGUUUUAUUGAAAUGGAAUUGUGAAGGGUGCUUGGUUUAGAUGGAAAUAUUUCUGAGGUAUAUGUUACCACUUAUAAUAGCAUAAUUACAUUCCUAGUUUGCUAUGGCA
Molecule: messenger RNA, 1971 nt
Organism: Glycine soja
Lineage: Eukaryota; Viridiplantae; Streptophyta; Magnoliopsida; Fabales; Fabaceae
Exons: 5
Coding region: 216-1661 (481 amino acids)
Source: RefSeq, a predicted model, not a curated record